CUUCGUCGUACAACGCUUGUGACGCAAGGUGACGCGUCGAUGUCUUGUUCGAACUCGAGGAAGAAACACAACGACACACUGGCUGCGUAAAGAAAUAAGAGUUUGCAGUUAMAUCGAAGGUUUACUACGAUCAGCAGUGGGCCCUUCCUGUUCCCUGGUACAUCUUGGUCAAAAUUCAAAGGGAAAUAUUAUGGAACAAAUCGAAGACCAUUCACAAGUAACUGAAAUCGAGAAUGGUACUGGCAUAAGUCAAGGUAAUCCAUCGAUCCAACAAAAUUCAUCACAAGGAAUACAAGGCCAAUCGGUCAUUCAGACAAAUCAACAGUCCGUCAUACAGAGCCCCCCUUCYACAGUACACCCUUCAAUACAAAACUCACUACAAGCUCAGUUGCAAUUGAACCAACAAGCAGUUCAAGUCCAAGCUGUUCCUGAAGGUACAGACGAGAAUGCAAUUGAUGAAGACAGUAAGAAAAGAAGAGAUAUCCUUUCAAGAAGACCGUCCUACAGGAAAAUCUUUAACGACCUGUCGAGCUCUGACAGUCCAUCAAAAAUCGAGACUAUUCAAGAAGAUAGUCUAGAGGCAUCAGAUCAGAAUAUUUCUGCAAUUUCAACAACAGCAAUUACCUAUCAGCAAGGAUCACAAACAGUUACUAUACCUGGAACAAUACAGAUAGUCACAAGUGGUGGAGAGGCUGUUCAAGGACUGCAGGCUAUGCCAAUAUCUGCUGGCAGUGGAGGAGCUCAAGCAACAGUAGUACAAUACCAGGCUCAACAGGACGGUCAACAAUAUAUUUAUACAGCAACUCCAGGAGAGGUACAGGUUCAAGUUAGCAAUACUGGUACAAUGUAUACAAUCCCAGCUGGCCAGCAACAGUACAUACGAGCUGGCCAACUGCAGCAAGGCUUGGUACUCAACUCAAGUGGAAUGUCUCCAAAUAAUCAACAAGUAGUUGCUGAAGAAGCUACAAGAAAACGAGAAAUGAGACUUAUGAAAAACAGAGAGGCUGCUAAAGAAUGCAGAAGAAAAAAGAAGGAAUAUGUCAAGUGCUUAGAAAACAGAGUAGCAGUUCUUGAAAAUCAGAAUAAAACUCUUAUWGAGGAACUUAAGGCGCUGAAAGACCUUUAUUGCCACAAAUCAGAGUAAUUAGUUGAGCAACUUUCAGCCUGCACAUUUUAUAAAGUUAAACUAUUUAAUAAUAAUGAUGUCUUUGCUUUGCCAAAAACAAUGACAAUCAAUUUGCUGACAGGUUAGCUCUUCAAGUUUUUACUUAUGUUAGAAAGUUUUUGAGUUUUAUGUUUUCUAAAGCAAGUAACGUAAUGCAUAUAUCUAUAUUUACAGUAUAUUUUGUACAUAAUAUUGUAAAUGCUAAUUGAAACAUUUUUGUUUCUUAAGCAGUCUGUACCAUAGUAGCCUUCAAUAAUGUUUUUGUGGGGUAUUAACAUUAUGUGAAAGAGCCAUGCUCUCGCCAGGGAAAAUUUGAUUUCUUGAUGAUUUUGCUAGUUUUAUCAAUUAUUUUCAUGACUGAGGUAGAUGCACAUAGUAAUUUAUGUAUUUUAUUUUUAUCACAAUGACUCUUGUCAGUCUUAAUCUUGUACACAUUGACAGAUUUGUGUUCUAGGAAAUGGUGCACUAAUUAGUAUUGUCAAAGAGUAUCAAUGAAACAAUCUGGUUCUUGACAAGGAGUCUCUUAGUAAAAGCGCUAAGUUCCAAGGUGUUUUUAAUGCAAAUAAGAUUUAACAACAAAAAGAAAAGUGACAAUCUGUUUGUGUAUGAUGUACAAUAUAAGUGUUAAAGUUCAAUAUAGAAUUAAAAUUGAACACUAAGAUAUAAUAUUAUGAUUGAAAAAAAUGACAACUUUUUAUCUAAAGAAAACACAUGUCAGUUGGCAAAAGUUUUACAGUGUAUUAAUUUAAAAAUAAAAUUAUUGGCCUGUA
Messenger RNA from Exaiptasia diaphana, 1935 nucleotides. Its product is annotated as cAMP-responsive element modulator. The coding region runs from base 191 to 1144 and encodes 317 amino acids. The record is from RefSeq and is a predicted model, not a curated record. Gene Ontology annotation, molecular function: protein binding; DNA-binding transcription factor activity, RNA polymerase II-specific; RNA polymerase II cis-regulatory region sequence-specific DNA binding. Gene Ontology annotation, biological process: regulation of transcription by RNA polymerase II. Gene Ontology annotation, cellular component: nucleus; transcription regulator complex. The transcript has 6 exons. NCBI's taxonomy places the organism in Eukaryota, Metazoa, Cnidaria, Anthozoa, Actiniaria, Aiptasiidae.